This is a messenger RNA of Rhodofomes roseus, 2261 nucleotides long. Its product is annotated as incomplete iron reductase. The record is from RefSeq and is a predicted model, not a curated record. Gene Ontology annotation, biological process: intracellular iron ion homeostasis; iron ion transport; copper ion import. The coding region runs from base 160 to 2076 and encodes 638 amino acids. Gene Ontology annotation, cellular component: plasma membrane. The transcript has 8 exons. Lineage: Eukaryota; Fungi; Basidiomycota; Agaricomycetes; Polyporales; Fomitopsidaceae. Gene Ontology annotation, molecular function: ferric-chelate reductase activity.
ACUCCAUGGCCCUUAUAUACGGAGCGUCGCGAUCCUCUCAACCCAUCUUGUGCGCAGGCUGAGCCUCCAGUUCCAGCUUUCUCUGUCCUUCCCCCCUGGCAGGGUCUUCUUCCUCUUCGUGACUGGUUCGCCUAUACUUCUGCGUUCUUCUUCUCCAGGAUGCAUCAAUCCGCUUCCGCCUCGUCCGUCGCCACCUCAACCAUGGUAAGCGUCGCUUCUACAGCUGCAGCUGCAGCCGCGUCGACCGCUGGCCAAGCAUCUGGUGGCGCAGCCGCCGCCAAAGCAGCCCCCCCGAAGCUCAACUCGACCGCGUUCUUCUUCGAGUUCGACUUCAUCCUCCUCCUGGUCGUCGGGCUCUUCGUCCUCAUGGCGCUCCCGCGCAUAGUGGCGCGCUUCAUGCGCUCGUCCGAGUGGUUCGCCGGCUGCUUCUUCCGCUCCGUCUCGAUCCCGCGCAGCUCCAUGUCGUUCAUGACCUACGGCGCGUCGGUCAGCUCAUUCUCGGAGAAGAUGUCUAGCAGGGUGGGCGCGGAGUCGGUGUACUCGCGCUCGGACGAGGAGUUGCCCAACAUGGCUGUCGGCUCGGGCGCCCCGAAGAGCCCCCCGUCGUACAUCCCGUCCUGGGGGUCCGUCUUCCCGACGGGCGCGGGGAUUCUCUCGACGAAGAUCAGGCCCGGGUACUCUCUCGGGCAGGUCACCCUCAUGACGGGUUACCUCGCUGCGAUCAUGUACAGCACGUUUUUCGACGUGAACUUGUUCACGAGCCCUACCCGUCUUGGGUUCGUUGCGGUCAGCCAGAUGCCGGUGAUCUACGUCUUGGGUACGAAGAACAACGUCUUGGGCACGCUGAUCGGCCAAGGAUACGAGAAGCUGAACUUCUUGCACCGCUUCGUCGGGCGUCUUGUUGUCCUUUCUGUGAAUCUUCACGCCCUUGCAUACUUCGCCAAAUGGUCUCAGGAACCGGGAGGCAUCGCGCCGAACAUGGAGCCAAAGAUCAUCUGGGGUUGCGUGGCGCUCGGAUGCAUGGACGUGCUCUGGCUGUUCUCUAUCAGCGCUGUGCGCCAGACGUACUACAACCUCUUCUACGUCUCCCACGUCGUUGCCGCCAUUGCCGUGCUCGUCGCUACUUUCUACCACAUGCCUUGGGACAUGCCCUACGUAUAUAUCUCGACCGCGGUCUAUGGGUUCGACCGACUCUUGCGCAUCGUUCAGACGCGCAUCGUCACCGCGCAUUUGCACGCGAUCCCUGAGCUCGGUGCUACCUGCAUCCAGAUCCCCUCUGUGAACGCCGGGUGGCGCGCUGGGCAGCAUGUACGUAUGCGCGUCUUCUCGACUGGUAUGGGCGUCCUCGGUUGGACCGAGAGCCACCCGUUCACUAUCGCUAGCGUUAGCAAGCACGCGAGCGAGGAAGGUCUCGUCUUGAUGAUCAAGAAGGCUGGCGACUGGACUACCAGCCUCUACGACAUUGCCCAAGGUUCCGAUGUCAGCGAAGGUGGCAGUGGCAGCCGCAAAGUUAAAGUCAUGCUCACUGGUCCUUUCGGUGGACCGGGCCAUGCUAUUGUUCCCAGCUUCUCUGGAGCCAUGCUCGUCGCUGGUGGCAGCGGUGUCACGUACGCUCUCGCUACCACCCAAGAGAUCAUGCAGAAGAGCGCAGAGGGCGCCAGUCGCACCCGGGUCGUCGAACUCGUCUGGAGCAUCACCGAUCCCGCGGGACUGAAGCCCCUCCUCCCGCUGUUCGGCCAGCUCCUCUCCGACGCGCGGUCGACCUACACCACGCUCCGCAUCUCCGUGUACUACACGCGUGCCCUCACCUCGCCCGACGCGCUCAAGAUGUUUGAGCGGCUCCCCCUCGGGCUGACCCUCUCCCCCGGCCGCCCCCGCCUGCAGAAGCUGCUCGAGGGCGUCGCCGACCGCACCGCCGGGUCCGGAGGCGUGGACGGCGUAACGGGGGUGGUCGUCGGAGUCUGCGGCCCGCCCGCGUUGGGCGAGACGGUCGGGCGCACAGUCCGCAGCCUCGACCGUAAGAGGCGCAAGGCUGUCGGAGGUGUCGAGUUGCAUUCAGAGAUUUUCGGCUGGUGAACGCCAGGCCUUGUAUGGGUUAUCGGUUUCUAUGUUUGAUGAAGAAGUGCUGGUUGCUUGAGGCAGCCUUGACCAACUACACUCGCACACUAGUCCUCAUCUCCAAGUGAUGGGGCCUCACCAUGUCUGCAAGCCAGGCAACUUACGCUCACUCGCACAACGGUCAUUACUUCUUCUGUAUCCAC